CGCAGGCGCGAGGUGACGCCGCGGCCGGGCCGGAAGGAGCGCUGCGGUGGGCUCGGCGGCGGCGCCCGGGCUGUCGCGGCAGCUCCUGCUGACUGGAAGCCGCGGCGACCGACCGAAGCCGCCGGGACCGCCUGGCGAGCCGGCGAGUUGAGCGGCGAAGAGCCGCCAUGUUUAGAUGUUAGCAAGCACAUGUGUUCCUGUCUGCUUUUGAAAAUGGCAGAGGGAAACAACAGUGAAGAAGUAAUUCACUUGAACAGCUUCCACUGCCACCGGGGACAAGACUGGAUCAGUCUCAGAGAUGGACCCAUCACUAUAUCUGACUCCUCUGAUGAGGAAGGGGUUCCAAUGCUGGUUACCCCAGCUCCUCAGCACCAUGAUGAAGAGGACCUGGAUGAUGAUGUCAUCCUGACAGAGACAAAUAAACCUCAGACAUCACGACCCAAUCUCAUCAAACCAGCUGCCCAGUGGCAAGAUCUCAAAAGAUUGGGAGAAGAAAGGCCUAAAAAGCCUAGAGCAGCCUUUGAAUCAGAUAAGAAUGGCUUUUUUUCUGUGUGUAACAGCUCAUUGUUUGAUUCUGGGGCACAGGAUGAUUCUGAGGAUGACUACGGUGAAUUUCUAGAUCUUGGGCCUCCUGGAGUUUCUGAAUUCAUUAAGCCAAGUGGCCAAAAAGAGAGAGAACCCAAGCCUGGACCAAGUCAUAACCAAGCCACAAAUGACAUUGUCAACCCCCGGUCAGAGCAGAAAAUCAUUAUUUUGGAAGAAGGUAGCCUUCUUUUUUCAGAAAGAGGUCCUUUGGACGCUCAGAACCAGUCAUCUGAAGACUCAGAGACAGAGCUUUUAUCAAACCUCGGAGAAUCAGCUGAUAUCCUAGAUGACCAGGCCAUUGAAGAGGACUGCUGGUUAGACCAUCCUUACUUCCAGUCUCUGAACCAACAGCCCCGUGAGAUAACAAACCAGGUUGUUCCCCAGGAGCGGCAGCCUGAAGCAGAACUGGGCCCACUGUUGUAUCAGCAUGAACCCCCAGGGUCCACUUUCCUAAGACCAGCUUUUCCAAGACCAGAAACCCAGCAGGAUGGGAUUCCAGGCCCUUCUUCUCCUCAGCCUGCACAUCCUCUGGGAGAGCUUGAGGACCAGCAGUUAGCAAUAGAUGAUGAAGAGCCAGGUCCAGCCUUUCCACUGCAAGGAACUCAGGAGCCCAGCUUGGAAAACCUUUGGGGGCAAGAAGCUCCUGAUGUAGAUCAAGAACUCGUUGCACUAUUAGUGAAAGAAACAGAAGUAAGAUUUCCAGAUGUAGCAAAUGGGUAUGUGGAGGAAAUAAUUCGUUUGAAGAAUUACUAUGAUUUGAAUGUACUUUGUAAUUUUCUUCUGGAAAAUCCAGAUUAUCCAAAGAGAGAAGAUAGAAUCAUUAUCAACCCCAAUAGCAGCCUGCUUGCCAGCCAUGAUGAGACAAAGUUGCCUAAGAUAGACUUUUUUGACUACUCUAAAUUGGCUCCUCUUGACCAGCGCUGCUUCAUCCAAGCUGCUGACCUCCUGAUGGCCGACUUCAAAAUGCUCAGCAGUCAGGACAUCAAGUGGGCCCUGCAUGAGCUCAAAGGACACUAUGCAAUCACCCGAAAGGCCUUUUCUGAUGCCAUUAAAAAAUGGCAGGAACUAUCGCCAGAAACCAGUGGAAAAAGAAAAAAGAGAAAAGAAAUGAAUCAGUAUUCUUACAUAGACUUCAAAUUUGAACAAGUAACUGCUGAGAUCUCUUUCAAAGAGGUUACUUCAAGACUAACUCCACCCCCACCCCCAAAAGGUGACAUAAAAAUAGAAAAGAGGAUGUUCUUUCUGGAAAACAAGCGACGACAUUGUAGGUUCUAUGACCGGCGUGCCCUCCUUCCAGCUGUGCAGCAAGAGCAGGAGUUCUAUGAGCAGAAAAUCAAAGAGAUGGCAGAGCAUGAAGACUUUCUGCUUGCCCUGCAGAUGAAUGAAGAACAGUAUCAAAAGGACGGCCAGCUGAUCGAGUGCCGCUGCUGCUACGGGGAGUUCCCGUUCGAGGAGCUGACGCAGUGCGCCGACGCCCACUUGUUCUGCAAGGAGUGCCUCAUCCGCUACGCCCAAGAGGCGGUCUUUGGGUCUGGAAAGUCAGAGCUCAGCUGCAUGGAAGGCAGCUGCACAUGUUCAUUCCCAGCCAGUGAACUGGAGAAGGUGCUUCCCCAGACCAUCCUGUAUAAAUACUAUGAGCGAAAAGCGGAGGAGGAAGUUGCUGCAGCCUAUGCCGAUGAGCUUGUCAGGUGCCCGUCCUGCAGCUUUCCUGCUCUCUUGGACAGCGAUGUGAAGAGGUUCAGUUGUCCCAAUCCUCGCUGCCGAAAGGAAACCUGUAGGAAGUGUCAGGGACUCUGGAAAGAGCACAGCGGUCUCACUUGUGAAGAGCUGGCGGAAAAAGAUGACAUCAAGUACCGGACAUCCAUAGAGGAAAAAAUGACUGCUGCCCGCAUUAGAAAGUGCCACAAGUGUGGAACUGGCCUCAUCAAGUCGGAAGGCUGCAACCGCAUGUCCUGCCGCUGUGGCGCCCAGAUGUGCUACCUCUGCCGAGUGUCUAUCAACGGCUAUGACCAUUUCUGCCAGCACCCUCGCUCACCGGGAGCCCCCUGCCAGGAGUGCUCGAGAUGCUCCCUCUGGACCGACCCCACUGAAGAUGAUGAGAAGCUAAUUGAGGAAAUCCAGAAGGAGGCUGAAGAGGAACAGAAAAGGAAGAACGGAGAGAACACCUUCAAACGCAUCGGGCCCCCCUUGGAGAAGCCUCCAGAGAAAGUCCAGAGGACCGAAGCCCUGCCGAGGCCUGUCCCACAGAACCUGCACCCGCCGCAGAUCCCCCCCUAUGCCUUCGUGCACCCGCCCUUCCCCCUGCCUCCCGUGCGGCCCAUGUUCAACAACUUCCCCCUCAACAUGGGUCCCAUCCCGGCACCCUACGUGCCCCCUCUGCCCAACGUCCGGGUUAACUACGACUUCGCCCCCGUCCACAUGCCCCUGGAGCACAACCUGCCUAUGCACUUUGGCCCCCAGCCGCGGCAUCGCUUCUGACGCCUGGGCCCGCCCUCCCGGGAGCCCCACCGGGCAGCCUCUGCAGGGUGGGGACUGGAUAGAUAGCCAUUCGCCCCCCAGGCUGAUGGCUGUGCCCCCGCCUUCUACAUAGGGAUGACAGACUUGGCUCUCGAGAGGAUAGAUAGGCUGGGUUUCUCCCUGUGAAGGGCUGGUACCCUCUGGGUGCCCAUAACACGAUCGGUCUGGUACUUGUUGAGACAGAGAUAAGGGAGCAGCAAAACCCUCUUCCUGAAGACUCCGCCGUCCUAGCAGCCAGUGCAGUGGCCCUGACCCCAAGGUAGCCCGUCUCUGUCCCUCAAAGGCUUGCCUCCAUCCCCUCCCCCAGGCAGACAGCAGAAGCCUUCCUUACUGUGGCAGGUGGAUCCAUGGUAAACUGGAGGAACCAGUGGUGCAGUUUGGAGAGAACUGAGCGAUCUGAACCGUUUUCAGAAGGCCUGGUUCUCCUGCUCCACCCUUACCCCCUGGCCCCCCUGGAGUGAGGUGCGCCCUGCGGCCCUGAGCCUCUUGGUCCUACUGAAGAAGUGGCAGAGCGAUGGCCUCAGGCCUGGGAGCCCUGCUCAGGGUGGGGAGGCUGCAGACUGUCCAGAGUCCAGCACCCCAGGCCAAAAGCCGCAGGGACUGUUCCAAGGCCUCUCUCCUUCCCUCUCGCUCUCAGCUGAGCCCAGACAGAGCCGGGUGUUUGUGGUUUAUCUAAAGAAUUGUUUGCUAUUUACUCACCUUGAACUUACCCAGUUUUCCGUGGCUACUAGAGCUUCUCUCCCUCAGUGUCUGGAAAGUCAGAUCUGUUACCCAUGCUUGGCAGCCGAUGAGGGUGGGGUGGUCCUGAAACUUUUGCCCACCACAAGAUCCUUUUGCCGUGGCUGUGACAGGCCUGGUGGCUCUCCUGGGGAGCUGCUUCUGCCCUAAGUUCUGGAGAGGGGCACGGCUUUCCCCAGGGGAUAGAUGACGCAGAUAGCACUCAGCAGCUGCCCUUUGCUGAGGUCAGGUGAGUCUGGCUGUGAGUCUGCAGGGUGUCCCUGCCGUGUUCCCACUUGCCUUUUGCUGUCCAGCCCCAGCCACCCACGUGCAGAGCAGAGGCCUCCAUGGGGAAUGAGCCUACCUGGCUCCCUGUGUUGGCCUCUGUCCCUGUUGCAGAAGCUCACACACCCAGACCUCAGAGAGGAGGGCUAUGCCCUGGGACCACGUGUCACCCUGUCAGUUACCCGCUGCCCUCAGCUUCUCAGAUGUGUUGCAGAAAUUUAAAUGGAGGGGUGAUGGCCUCAGUUGCCUUUCUUACUGGCUUUCUGGGUUUGGACAUUGCAGAUAGACGGUCUCCCAGGCUUGGGAUUAGGGCUCAUGAGGAGAGGCUGCACCGAGUCUGCUGCCGGGAGCCUCUCCUGCCAGGAGCCUCUGCUGCCGGCUGGAGGAGCGCCCUGCCCCAUGCUUCCCCAGCAGAGAGUCUCAGAGCUGUGAAGCGGUAACAAAUGUCCCCCCAGAUGGGGAGGGGGAGCCCAGCUACGCUCUGCCUGUCCCACUCGUAGCAGUGCUCACCCCACCCCACCAGAACCUCCUAGGCCUCCUGAGCCAGUUCGUCAUCCAGCGGAGGAACGGGUUCCACCUCCACCCUGCAGCCAGGCCAUGUGGCUGCACUGAAGGGUCUGGGGCGGAACAAGGACAGACCUUGGGUGGGUGUCACAUGCCCCUGACAGUGCGGUCCCGUGACUGCCCUAGCACCUAGCUAGCAUGCAAAGGUCCCCCAAGGCCAAACCGAAGACUUGUCCUUUGAGAUGAGUUCUGGGUGUUUUCUAGCCUCAAGAGGCAGCUAGGGAAGCACUCCUGCCUCUCUGAGCCAAGGGCGCCCCAUUUCUUAACGUUCUUUGAGCUGGGCUAUGGAGUGGCUCUCAGGUCUGCCGACCUGGCACUUACUGUUUGGGGGAAGGUUGUUGCUGCAAGUUCUGACCCUAGCAUGAGUCCCCACGUGUCUGCAAAAUGACCAUGCCAGUGCCUCAGUGUUCCUGGAGGCAGGACCUGGAUCCAGGCUCCUAGAGAAGCAAGCAGUCUGUUCUAGUGAUGGGAUCGGGGGCCAUAAUCAUCUAACAAGCCAACAGUGGCGGCAAGAUGCAAAUGACGAGAACCUCGCAGAGCUCAGCCCCUGUCAGGGGGCCACAGAGUCCCAGAGGCAGCCUGGCCCCUUCCCCUCUCAGGCUCUCAGGGCUGCAGCGCCUGCUCCCCAGAGUGACAGACUGCCCAGCAGCAGUCCCGUUCUACUUGCCUUAAAACUGGAGAGAGGAAUCUAGUAUUUGCACUUAGCAAGGUUUUAAAACUUUACAAAAAAAAAAAAAGUGCAUGACUUGUCACUUUGUAUAAAAAUAGCAAAAAUGAUUAGUUUAUUAAAUUUUUUUCUUUACCUUCUGGUAGUAAAAAUACAUAAAAUAAUUCUGUUUAAACUACUGUGUGUAAAAAGUCUGUAUCAUAUGUAACUUGGACUUUUUGUAAAUAAACGUUUGUGCAGUCUG
Molecule: messenger RNA, 5579 nt
Organism: Phacochoerus africanus (Common warthog)
Lineage: Eukaryota; Metazoa; Chordata; Mammalia; Artiodactyla; Suidae
Gene: RNF216
Product: ring finger protein 216
Exons: 18
Coding region: 190-3063 (957 amino acids)
Molecular function (GO): zinc ion binding
Source: RefSeq, a predicted model, not a curated record